AUGGAACUGAACAAGACGAAUGUGGACGAAGAAAGGAAUCUAGCCGAUGACUUUAAAGAAAAGAGCAUAAAAGCCCGCAGAGAUGUGGUAACCACCCGUCAUCCCCACUACUAUUACCUUGUAGAUUUUCAUACAAUGACGCUCCAACGCUCCGUUCUUUUCAUCGCUCUGCUGGUCCUGUCAUGUGCUUUCCUAGUAGUCGCUCAGCGUACCACCGUUGACAUUGCCUUUAAAGGCAAGUCCAUCGAAGUGAAGGGAAGCAUCACAGCCGAUGAUGCUUCGAAAGAAGGUGCCGAGAUUUCGCUGGCGAUGACUGGCCUCGACCCAUCCGUGAAAUAUAAUUAUCAUAUCCACAACCUCGCCGUUGCCGGCAGCAAUUGCAACUCAACCGGAGACCACUACGACCCGCAAAAAGUUAACACGCCCCCGUCUGCUUCUUACGCGUGCAAAGCCAACAAGGCCAAAGAAACCUGCGAAGGAGGUGACUUGUCCGGCAGAUUUGGGGCUGUUCAAGGCAAGGCCACGGCUUCGCUCCGUUUUACGCAUCCUCAGCUUAAGUUGGCGGAUAUCAUUGGCCGCAGUAUUGUUGUGCACGGAGCCAACAAAGCACGCCUCGCUUGCGGAAAUAUCUUGGCUCCUGGCCCCGCAAAAAAGUCUGACCCCGCAAAAAAGGCUGACCCCGCGAAAAAGGCUGACCCCGCAGCAAAGGCUGACCCCGCGAAAAAGGAUGCCCCCGCAGCAAAGGCUGACCCGGCGAAAAAGGAUGCCCCCGCAAAAAAGGAUGCCCCCGCAGCAAAGGCUGACCCCGCGAAAAAGGCUGACACCGCAAAAAAAGAUGCCCCCCAAAAAAAGGCGUUGGCGCCAGUACGGCGCCGUAGGAAUACGUGGAUAGACCGAGUACGUUAGGUAGAUGGGUGGUAGCCG
Molecule: messenger RNA, 924 nt
Organism: Spizellomyces punctatus DAOM BR117
Lineage: Eukaryota; Fungi; Chytridiomycota; Chytridiomycetes; Spizellomycetales; Spizellomycetaceae
Exons: 1
Coding region: 1-906 (301 amino acids)
Biological process (GO): removal of superoxide radicals
Molecular function (GO): superoxide dismutase activity; copper ion binding
Source: RefSeq, a predicted model, not a curated record